AUUUUGUUUCAGCUCUGUGAAAAGCAUUUCUUGCCAUCGGAUUACUUGAAGACGACAUCUUACACAGACGUCAAGACAGGAAAAGUUGUCGAAGUCACCCUGAAGAACAGUCGUCUGAAGCAAACUGCAGUGCCGAGCUUGUUUCCCAACUGCCCUGCCUACUUAUCGCGUCCGCAACCAUGCGUUCGGGAAGCACCGGAUGUGAAAAGAGCGCGAUUGGAAGCCGCUUGUUUGCACAAUGCAAUAAUGCUUUCGCUGCAAACGCAAGCAGAAGAGGAAACCAAAAAUAAGCUCAGUAGUUUUGCGGACUUGCUCAACGCCUUGCCAGGAUUUGAGCAUUCAGACUUCUGGACGGUAAUCCACAAGGACUCCAAGGUUUACUUUUUGGACUUGGCUCUCCAUUCUGCUCCAACCAUCCGCACUUCGGUGAUUGUGUCUACUGACCUUCGCAUUGAAGUAUUUUUUGGUGAAACGGUCGUGAGAAAUUGUGGUGAUGUGCUAGUUCCUGAAAAGAUAUGUGACUUAAGAGAUUUGAAGAGAGUGCUAGAGAUCAUCGAACAGACUCGCAAGGAUAUCAGCGCGGCGCCUUCUGAGAAAGCCCGUCAUCUACUGAGAUUGGUGUCGACGUUACUAGAGCAAGUAAGCGGCGAACAUUUUGCAUGCGAGUUGCGAGAAUGGCAUUUGGAGGUGCUGAAAUUCUUGAAGAGUCAAGUUGAUCUCGUUUUGAAUAAUGCCAGCCGGUAUCCCCCAGAUUUGUUGGUUUUUUCUAGCCUUUUGUUCACCAUUUCCCCUCAUGCAUACAGAUUCUUGAGAAAUUCGAUGAAGCUUAAGAUGCCGCAUCCUGAUACUAUCAGGAGACUGUGUUCAUCGUGUGAUAUUAACCCCGUAAAGGAGCAGCAAGAAGCUAGCUUUCUUUCUUAUGCCAAGCGGAUUGUAAGCACACUUAAAGAGCAUGAAAAGACUGUGACAUUAAUGCUUGAUGAGGUUCAUCUGCAGUCUUUUUUCGAUUACAAGGCUGGCUUUGUAACUGGCGCUGCGGCAAAUUCAUCAACUGCGGCAAAGACUGCCCACGUAUUUAUGAUACAGAGCCUUCUUUCUUCAAACAAGGAUGUUGUACACAUUCUUCCCGUGGCGCACAUUGAUGCUAAGGCACUACAUGACUUCCUUCGGAAGCUUAUUCUUGAUCUCGAGGCAUCUGGUUUUAGAAUAAUCGCAGUGAUCUCAGACAAUAACUCCAUAAACAGAAAAGCUAUGUCCUUCUUCGCUAAGCCCGCAAGUGUCAGCAUUGUUUACCAGCAUCCUGCUGACUCAUCGCGACCCCUGUUUUUCGUGGUGGACCCAGUUCACAUACUAAAGUGUAUAAGAAAUAACUGGCUCAAUCAACGAAACAUUGGAAAAUGCAUGUACUUUCCUGAACCAAAAAGUAAUGAGGCUGAACCAAAGAUACUUACAGCAUCUUUCAAGGUAUUGUGCGAGUUGCACGAAGCUGAAAAGCAUGAGCUCUUGAAGUUAGCGCCAACUCUCACUUUGAAAGCGCUGAACCCCUCCAACAUGGAACGACAGGACGUUAAGCUUGCACUAAAGGUUUUUAACUCAUCUACUGUUGCUGCUCUCAGUACCGCAACGUUCCAGCAUGCUAAGGAAACAUCUGAGUACAUUGACACCAUAUUGACUUGGUGGAACAUUGUUAACGUAAAGACGCCAAGAAAAGGACAGCGGUUGCGAGAUCAUUUGCAAGGACCAAUAGUAUCAUCGUUGUGUCCGCAGCUCGAGUUCCUGCAAAAAAUAGUUGAGUGGCUUGAUCACUGGGAAAGCCUCAGACAUGACAAUGGCCGCCUUACACGUGAAACGCACGCAGCUUUCAGCCACACUACCCACGCCUUGCACGAACUAGCCAUAUACUGCCUGGAAGAGCUUCAUUUUGAGUACGUUCUUUUGGGCAAAUUUCAAACUGACUGCUUGGAGGAUCGCUUCGGAAAGUAUCGGCAACUGUCGGGUGCGAAUUACCAUGUGUCAAUAAGGCAGAUAUAUGAAUCUGAAAACAAACUGCGUUUGCAGAAGGUUUUGGACCUGCCAGAUUUAGACAUGCUACCAGCUCCGAGUGCGAAUACAUGGAGGACAGGUGUGCCGUCUGCGCACGGCCAGUUUGACGUCGCUGUGACUGAUUCUGACAUUCAGAAAAAAGCGUCAAGGCUUCCUGCAGUAACAUACGUUGCCGGCUAUUGUGCCCAUGCAGCUUUAAAGAAAUUGGCAUGCGGAUCUUGCAGGGAAAACCUUGUGAUGCAAGACGUCGACCUAGAUGAUGCUGAGAAUGCAUUAAUCACGAAGAUGUCGAGGGGUGGGCUGAAGUUUCCACGAGCAGUUGUAGUUAACGCUGUGCUGUUUACUGAAAUUAUAUUAGACAAGCUCAGGGCACCAGAAUACUCUGCGCGAUUUCUCAGCCUUCCUAUGCAGAAAGACACUCUUGUCAGCCUUGUGUUCUCUGCCCUUGCAGACUAUGAGGACCUAGAUGUGUGUGAUUCUGGUCAUUCUGCACAGGAAGUAAUGGAGCAUGUUGUCAGUGCUGCAGCGAAUACACUGCUGAACAACUUGUGCCGCACAGAAAACGACAAAUUACGUAAUGCCAAGAAUGAGCGAAAGCUAAAGACCUUGAAGACCUGAGAGCUGUUUCUCGUUCCUUAUGUUUUAUUCAUGAUGCUCUGUUUUUUGGAAGAUAUUUGUAUGCUUUUGUUGACAGAACCCUUGUAAAAAUUGUGUGCCGUAGCUAGGCUUCACUUGCGCACAACAUCAUCAUAUAAACGAUGCAUUUUGUCCAUUCUAAAUACUAUCGUUGAAGCGCAUUGUGAUAGUUGUUUAUCAUUGCAGCUCUCCAUGUUACCGCAUUUCACCAUUGUGUACUUUAAUUUUGCACUGAGGGGAGAAAUUUUGUUUUUGGCUGGGUCUUCGCCAUUAUCUCAACAUUUUAUGAAGACCAAAGUGACCAGCAAACAGGGCGGGUGGAAAUAAAAAAAAACACGAUCAGAGAUUGUACAAGAAGGCUGAAGCUCGUUUUGUGCGAAUCAUUUGUGCAUGGCGCUAUUAUGAUAAAAUGUACACCAAUAAAAUGAACCUUGAUAUUCUUGUGUCUAGCCCUGUUUUACAAAAUGCGAAAAUGCACAUGAUCAAUGCAAAUACACGCUUUAAACUGUUUCUUGAAGAAUUGAGUUUUUUUAUAAUUUGUCAUUAAAGUAUACUA
Molecule: messenger RNA, 3235 nt
Organism: Rhipicephalus sanguineus (brown dog tick)
Lineage: Eukaryota; Metazoa; Arthropoda; Arachnida; Ixodida; Ixodidae
Exons: 1
Coding region: 247-2661 (804 amino acids)
Source: RefSeq, a predicted model, not a curated record